Molecule: messenger RNA, 804 nt
Organism: Moneuplotes crassus
Lineage: Eukaryota; Ciliophora; Spirotrichea; Euplotida; Euplotidae
Source: the annotation of a GenBank genome assembly
AUGGAACCGACUGAGAAGGGGGCUGAGCGGCAGCAUAAGUGGACACAACUUGAGAGUUCAAUCCGAGCAGAGAAUAGAGCGGAUGACUACAAUCGAUGCAGAGAACUUUAUUUUAACAUUUUUUCAGAUGAAAUAAAGAUCAAACCAUUGGACUCUAACUCUAAAAAUAAAUCAGAAAAAUUGGAAUUUUAUUUCUGGUUCAAUGUUACUCGUUAUCUAGAAUAUUCGAAGAAACUGUACCCUCUCAAAUUCUUCGAUGCCAAAACGAUUCAUUUGUGAAACAUCAAACCUAAGAACAAGCAUAUUUUUAGAUUUCUGGAAUAUUCUUUCUCGGAUAAAGUAAAUUCUCUUCGAAUUGCUUCGAUGACUCCUCAGAAAAUCAAUAACUUCAAGCAUUUUAAGUCAAUAACAAGUCUCAGCUCAUUAGCUUUGAAGGAGGCUGAAUUUACCAAUUUAGUGCUUAAUAAUCCUCAGUUCAAGAGGUUGAUUGCAUCUUUCAGACAUGUGAAGUGGCUAAAUUUUAAUUCUUGCAAGCUUUCUAUCCUAACUCCUCCUGACUUAUCGAACUCUAUGAAGAACUCCAAGAUCGCCAGGUUAAGCUUUUUUAACUCAGGAGAUAAACAUAUGAGUGAUUGGAAGAAUAAUUUUGACGAAUUCAUUAAUUUGGUCAAAGGAAUAGGGUCAUCUCCAGAUUUGAUAAAGAGUCUUAAAGAAAUGGAUAUUGGAUCCUGAGGAAUUGAUAAUAUUGAAGCCAAGGAAAUCUUCAAACAGAAUGCAUUGAGCAAGGUUAAGAUUAAGCUUUAG